Phaeodactylum tricornutum CCAP 1055/1 is the source of this 519-nucleotide messenger RNA. RefSeq lists its product with no specific name. Lineage: Eukaryota; Bacillariophyta; Bacillariophyceae; Surirellales; Neidiaceae. Gene Ontology annotation, biological process: generation of catalytic spliceosome for second transesterification step; RNA splicing. The annotation marks the transcript as partial. The record is from RefSeq and is a predicted model, not a curated record. Gene Ontology annotation, cellular component: U5 snRNP; U2-type post-spliceosomal complex; U4/U6 x U5 tri-snRNP complex. The transcript has a single exon.
GAAGUAGAAGUUACGGAGAAAGAGACUGAAGAAGAAGCCAGUGAUCCGCACAAACGUGUUUACAAGUAUUUUAAAGGUCUGCUGCGGGAGUGGGAAGAUGAUUUGGAAAAGCGUACUGAUGAUUUGAAACGUACGGUUGGUGGUCGGAAUGAAACAAAAACGUUAAAGCAAUGCAAAGACUACAUUAAGCCUCUCUUCAAGCUUUGCAAAAAUCGGCGCUUGGAGGAGUCUUUGCUGAACAAUAUUCUGAAAAUCGUGGACGACUGUCAAGCUGGAGAAUUUGUACGAGCACAUGAUACUUACAUGGAUGUUGCAAUUGGGAGAGCACCUUGGCCGAUUGGCGUAACGCAGGUUGGCAUCCACUCGCGGACGGGGCGCGCCAAGAUUGAAUCCCAAAAUGUUGCUCACGUAAUGAAUUCCGAGCUCCAACGCAAGUACCUCACCAGUAUCAAGCGAUUGAUGACCUUCGCACAGACCAAACGAACGGACAUCCUACAUUCCAAGAAAGUUCUGAACUGA